Molecule: messenger RNA, 3626 nt
Organism: Gossypium raimondii (Peruvian cotton)
Lineage: Eukaryota; Viridiplantae; Streptophyta; Magnoliopsida; Malvales; Malvaceae
Product: kinesin-like protein KIN-UC
Exons: 21
Coding region: 387-3500 (1037 amino acids)
Biological process (GO): microtubule-based movement; mitotic spindle organization
Molecular function (GO): microtubule binding; microtubule motor activity; ATP binding
Source: RefSeq, a predicted model, not a curated record
AAGGAACAGCAAUGGUGACAAAGACACUACCUCUUUCGAAAGAAAGAAGAUAGAUAUCCAGAAAGGCAUUUGAAAUGUGGUGAGUGCAUUUUAUGCCGGCCACCCAUCUUUUUUCCAUUGACGUUUUCUCACACCCAACAGAAACAAACUACCCAACAACGCGGGAAUCCCCCUUUGCCAUUUCUUCUCUUUUUCAUUUAUUUCUCUUUGUGUCGUGCCGGCCUCAACUGCUACCUGAUCCAAAACUUGUCAAUAACCCUUUUUUUUCUUUUAUUUGUUGUUUUCCAUUUGGGUUUUGUUCUUUCUAAGUGCCUCUUAGCUCACUUUCUUUUAAAACCAGCUCUUUUUAACAAUACCCAGUUUCAGAUUCUUUUUUCACUCUGACAAUGGCUACAACAAGUUCUGGUUUGAGACCAGCGCAAAGGGCUGAAAGGCAAAGAGUUUCUCAACAAGGUCUUAUCCAUGGUGGGAAUUCAUUAACGAGAAGUUUAAAUAAUGGCCAAAACUCUCUUCGCUCAAAUGAUACCAAACCUCUUCAUUUUCCUCCUGCUCCUACUUCUAGACGUUCAGUUACUCCAAAUUCUCGUUCUCACUCCAGGGACUUUGAUGAUGAUAAUGAUCCUGGGAGGGUGAGAGUUGCUGUAAGACUUCGACCAAGAAAUGCUGAGGAUCUUCUUUCAGAUGCUGAUUUUGCUGAUUGUGUUGAAUUGCAACCCGAGCUGAAGCGUUUAAAGUUGCGAAAAAACAACUGGAGUUCUGAAUCUUACAAAUUUGAUGAAGUCUUCACGGGAACUGCUUCUCAGAAGCGAGUUUAUGAAGUUGUUGCAAAACCUGUGGUCGAGAGUGUAUUGAGUGGUUAUAAUGGGACAGUUAUGGCCUAUGGUCAAACAGGUACUGGCAAAACUUUUACACUUGGCAGACUUGGUAAAGAUGAUGCAUCUGAACGUGGUAUUAUGGUUAGAGCUCUAGAGGACAUAGUGGCCAAUGUAUCUCUUGCUUCCGAUACUGUGGAAAUCUCGUAUUUGCAGUUGUAUAUGGAAUCUAUACAAGAUCUGCUUGCACCUGAAAAGACAAAUAUCACUAUUAAUGAGGACCCCAAGACUGGGGAAGUAUCAUUGCCUGGUGCUGUCACAGUUAAAGUCCAAGAUCUUGAUCAUUUUGUAGAGCUAUUGCAAAUUGGUGAGGGAAAUCGUCAUGCAGCUAAUACAAAGCUAAAUACAGAAUCUUCACGUAGCCAUGCAAUUCUAAUGGUUUAUAUCCGGAGGUCUGUCCCUGAAAAAGUGGAAGAUGAUAUUAACUCUCAAGAUAGGAAAACAAAAAGCAAGUUGCCUCUGGUUAGGAAAAGCAAGUUGCUGAUUGUGGAUCUAGCAGGUUCAGAAAGAUUAGACAAAUCAGGCAGUGAAGGUCUUUUGCUUGAAGAGGCUAAGUUUAUUAAUCUCUCUCUUACUUCACUGGGAAAAUGCAUAAAUGCAUUAGCUGAGAAUAGUCCACAUAUACCUACGAGGGAUUCUAAACUUACAAGAUUGCUUCGUGAUUCUUUUGGAGGCUCUGCAAGGACUUCACUUAUAAUAACAAUCGGGCCAUCUUCACGACAUCAUGCAGAGACCACUAGCACAAUAAUGUUUGGGCAGCGGGCUAUGAAAAUAGUAAAUGUGGUAAAGCUUAAAGAAGAGUUUGAUUAUGAAAGUCUAUGCCGGAAGCUUGAGACUCAAGUAGACCAUCUUACUGCUGAAAUUGAUAGGCAACAGAAAUUGAGGGAGAGUGAAAAAUAUGAUUUAGAAAAACGACUGCGGGAUUGUCAUGAUUCUUUUAAUGAGACAAGAAAGAAUCUAGUCACAAGGUCUGAGUUAUUAGAGCAGAAAAAUACUCGCUUGGAGUUGGUCAUUGAAGAGGCGUUAGCUGAAUUAAACUGCCAAAAAGAUCAGAACUCUUUGUUGGAAGAUAAAAUUGCAGACUUGGAAAUGAGUUUAAAACAGAACAAGCAAAAUCAGCUGGAAAAUUCUACAUACCAGAAAGUACUAGCCGAUACCACUCAGAUGUAUGAGAAAAAGAUAGCCGAGUUGAUGAAGCAGCUAGAAGUUGAGCGAGCCAAGUCUGAAAGUGCUGAAGAACAGUUAGAUGCAAUGAAAAAGCUUUCAGAUGAGCAUAAAAAGUUGAUUCAGCAUCAUGAGAUGGAGAAUUCUAAAUAUCAGAUGGCUCUUGCCGACACUACUCAGAUGUAUGAAAUGAAAAUCACGGAGUUAACUAAGCAAUUAGAGGACGAGCACACCAGGUUUGAAGGUGCACAAGAACAACUAGAUUUGGCAAACAUGCUGCUAGCAGAUUAUCAGAACUCGACGCAGGGGCAGGACGAAACCAGUGAACUGAGAUUGAAGUUAGAAGAAAUGUAUCGGCUUCAUGAAUCUACUGUAAAUGAACUACAAUCCCUGAAAGCAGAAUUUAAAGAUCAGAUCCAAGAGAAGGAAGCAAUUAGUGAAAAGCUUUAUGCUGUUCAAGAAAAAUUAUCGGCAGAAGAAAAAAGGAGGAAGGCUAUUGAGCAUGAGCUUGUAAAUCUUAAAAAAGGUGCGCCUGAAGGCGAUAAACAUUUUGAGGAUAAGAAAUCGUACAUGAAGGAAAAUAUCAGAGGAACUUCAGUGUUAGGUACCUCAGCAAGCCUCAAUAAGUCAGGCACAUUAAGGGUCACGCAAUCUGCUCAGAGGGCUACAAUUGCAAAGAUAUGUGAAGAAGUCGGACUUCAAAAGAUAAUACAAUUGUUAACUUCUGAAGACUCGGAUGUGCAAAUCCAUGCUGUGAAAGUGAUAGCCAAUCUUGCUGCUGAAGAUGUUAACCAGGAGUCUAUUGUGGAGGAAGGCGGUUUAGAUGCCCUGCUUACGAUGUUGAGAUCAUCUCAAAAUGCUACUAUACUUAGAGUGGCUUCUGGGGCCAUUGCUAAUCUGGCAAUGAAUGAGAUGAAUCAAGGUCUAAUAAUGAGCAGAGGAGGUGCUAAGUUACUAGCAAAGACAGCUUCUGGGACAGAUGAUCCACAAACUCUUAGAAUGGUUGCCGGUGCACUUGCCAAUUUAUGUGGAAAUGAAAAACUACACACAUUGCUAAAAGAAGAUGGAGGAAUCAAGGCAAUGUUGGGAAUGGUUAGAUCAGGGAAUAGUGAUGUGGUUGCGCAGGUUGCUAGAGGACUGGCUAACUUCGCUAAAUGCGAAUCCCGAGCAAUGGUUCAAGGACAUCGCAAAGGCCGUUCACUUCUAAUGGAAGAUCAUGCACUUGAAUGGUUGAUUGACAACUGUAACACCACAUCGGCUUCAACCCGACGUCACAUCGAGCUGGCGCUUUCUCAUUUAGCACAAAAUGAGGACAAUGCCAGGGAUUUUAUAUCGAGUGGAGCAUUACAAGAGCUUCAACGGAUAUCAAAUGAAUCAAGCAGAGAGGAUAUCCGCAACUUGGCAAAGAAGAUGCUGAAAUCAAACCCUGUGUUUCAGAGUGAGAUGCGUUUAGGACAGCAGUAAGAUGUACAUACAGUAUGAACCUUACAAUUUGUUUAUGUAUUCUCUAAGUUACUAGAUUUCUAUUAGGGGUAGUAGCUUUCACCUUAAGUUAUUAAUAUAUAUCAUCAAAUAACUUCAAUCCAUCAA